Messenger RNA from Ascochyta rabiei, 465 nucleotides. RefSeq lists its product as uncharacterized. Lineage: Eukaryota; Fungi; Ascomycota; Dothideomycetes; Pleosporales; Didymellaceae. The transcript has a single exon. The record is from RefSeq and is a predicted model, not a curated record. Bases 1 to 465 code for a protein of 154 amino acids.
AUGACAGUCUCACAAUCACUUGUCCUCUACAGCGCACCUAGCUCGACCACAACAUCAGUCGGACCAAGUGCAACAUCACUCAUACCAUCGAGGUUCUUCACUCAACAAAAUGGUACUGCAAUUGUGACCGAACUGCUCUACCGUAUCCUCUUCGACAUCAUCCAGCGCUUCUUGACCUCCUUCCAGCGGCUUGCGUCCAAGGGCAUGGAUAGGUGUUCCUCCUGGCUUGAACGCAAGCUACAAGAGCGCGAGGAGCGACUGGCCAAUGCAAAAGACGGCCUUCAAAUCGUUGAGGAAGUAAGCAAGCUGGCGUCGCAAAGGGGAUUCAUCACUUGUCCCAUAACGGGUGCUGACACGAAUGGUGGAGGACCUCAACCACCGAGGUGGGUGAGAGGUGUGCUGGAGGGUAUUGAGGAGGGUAUCAUGGAAGAGAAGGAUUUCUGGAUCCACACGCACACGGGAUGA